Coniosporium apollinis CBS 100218 is the source of this 2247-nucleotide messenger RNA. RefSeq lists its product as uncharacterized. Gene Ontology annotation, molecular function: cysteine-type peptidase activity. Lineage: Eukaryota; Fungi; Ascomycota; Dothideomycetes. The record is from RefSeq and is a predicted model, not a curated record. Gene Ontology annotation, biological process: proteolysis. The transcript is spliced from 3 exons. Bases 1 to 2247 code for a protein of 748 amino acids.
AUGGGUGACGGUGUCGAUGUCGAAGACCGCAUGAGCGCGGACCUGCGCCACCGGGUUCGAGGUCUACAAGAGCGAGAGGAUAUCAUCAACUCUUGGGACCUUGAUAAGGAGUACGACGAAGCCAAGGCACUCUUUCAGCGCGAGCUGCCUAAGCUCGACUUCGAUGAAUACCUUGGGCCCUCUCUUGUUAAGAUAGUCAACGAGUGUCGCCAGUCCAAGAUUCGAUGCGAACCAAAGCUGCGAGAGAUCCAAAAGAGAUGGAACCUUGAUCGCAACGGCUUUAUCCAGCAUUUCGGCAAAGACAUGGCCAGCUCAUAUAGGUUCGUAUCGCCGCUCCUUCAAAUCGCUCAGAUUACAGCUCUCACAGACGCCUUUGCGGUGAUGGAUCGGAUACGCCAAGAGCGCAUGACAAGAAGGGAGACUAGGGCAGGCGUUAGUAUGAGGAAGCCCUGGCAGCCCUGCGACGCAACAAAAGCGCUCGCCGAACUACGGCCACUACACGAGGGGUCGCUGGCCCAACAAUCGGGCCUAAAAACUCAGAAACGAAGACGCGGCGAAUUGGGCGAUGAAGAACCGGUCUCUUCCGCCCCUGAGAAGCGGAAGAGCGCUACCCAGAUAGCACAAAGUCGAAGCCGGACUCCCACGCCCGGCCCCGUAGAAGGAAGGAUCCUGUCACCUCUGCGACUCUUGCAAGCAGCUGAAGAGAAUGAAGACGAUCGAGGGAGUCUUACUGAGCAAGACAUCGAGCACCCUAGGUGUCAAGUCCAGCAGCUUUCGGAUAUCGUAGACGAUUCGACCCAGUAUCUUGGUGAUGCCGUAGACGGAGCUUCUGGCCACGCCCUGGACGACUAUACGAUAGCGAGCGUAGACGAGAGUACCAGCCAAGUCGCCCCACUACUUAAACCGGAGUCGCUGGAUACCGAACCGCUUACGCCACCUCAGACUCACCCCGACUCCUUCUCCCCGGAGAGCCAGGAUUCAGCACCUUUACCACUGCUAGAACCACAGUUGAUGCCCCUAGCUUCCUCAAUACCUCCAACAACGCUAGCCGGCGCAUUGUCUUCGCUCGCCGACGGAACCUGGGUAUCAGCAACUGCCAUAGAUCUAGUGCUCGAUGUCUUCCGCACGGAAGGUUUCAGAGUUGUUGAUAAUACCUUCGUCAAUGUCGCCAAGCCGGCCGAGUUAGGCAGCAAGCGCUUACGCAUCAAGGCGGAGUCUGUGCUCAUUCAGCGGCUUCUCGACUCAGACCACUGGACUGUCUUGUUUAUCAACCUUGAGACUGGCGCUGUUGAAUAUGCGGACAGCCUUCGUCAGCACGAUUCUACGCUUCCGGCGAAGAUCCAAUCAGUGUUGGAGCAUUACACGGCUUGCCUCUCGAGCGAUGAUCGCUUUCGGCAUGUGCAGUGGAAGUUUACCGCGCAGGACUGCGCGAGGCAGGACAAUGCCUCGGACUGUGGUAUCUACAUGUUGGUGGCUAUCCUGUAUCGAAUGGCUUAUCUGCCGCAGCCGGAGACUAUUGACGCUGGGCUCUGGCGAAAGAUAUUCCGCUCCGCAAUCACUGCCAAAAGCGUGUCCGCUGAGAGCACCAACUCGCCCCUUAACAGCAGCGUCCUUGAUGGUGUUAGCCUCCACGGUAGUCUAUGCCACGAUGUAUCAGGCCUAGACGCGCUCUCCAGGCACUUUGCGCACAUAUCCACGCUCGUCGACAAGCGUAUAGCAAAGACUGAGCGCGAUCUCCAGCAUGCGAACCAAAAGCUCCGACAUAGCCAGGACGCGAGCGUGCUGCUUUCCCGAUUUCUAGAAAACUCCGAGAACGUUUUGCACCAGGUCGCCGCGGAAAAGGACAGCAAAAAUACCCUCCUCGGUUUCUACAAGCACAUGCAAAACCAUUUGGAGGAGUUCCUCAGAGAUGCAUCCUUGUACCCUCCAGGGACCGACCGGCCUCCGGAGCUCGGAGAAGCGAUGCGGCAAUAUCAGGAGUUAUCGAUUCAAGGCGUUGAGAAGGCCGCUGCUGGGAUGGAGCAUUUGCUAAGGAAAGCGACGGACACCCAUCGUCGGCAAGAUGCGCUACGGGCGGCGAAGCACAUAGCGGAAGCGGAAAAGAUGGCCUGGACAACGCGCGUCACGAGGCUAGAAGAGUUAGCAAAGGCUCUAGCAAUGGAGCUGCACGCGUUUUACACAGCCCAGAUUGAAUUAGGCCAGAAGGGUUUGGAGAACUUGCGGGAUAGUGGGCUAAUCGGUUUGUGA